Messenger RNA from Zea mays, 7560 nucleotides. Its product is annotated as disease resistance protein RGA5. Lineage: Eukaryota; Viridiplantae; Streptophyta; Magnoliopsida; Poales; Poaceae. Gene Ontology annotation, molecular function: ADP binding. The coding region runs from base 1028 to 4792 and encodes 1254 amino acids. Gene Ontology annotation, biological process: defense response to other organism. The record is from RefSeq and is a predicted model, not a curated record. The transcript has 8 exons.
GAGUCAAUCACCACGCUAGUCGUCGCCUUUCUCCCACCGCUCGGCAAUUCCCCGCCAGUGCCCUCUCGAAUCAAUCACCACGCUCCCCUGCGACGACGUCCUCUUUGAGCACAUCCUCUGCCACCUCUCCUCCCCAUCCAAUACCUCACGCAUCGUCACCCUCGACGACCUCAAGACCGGCACCCUACCCUGCUGCUGCGUUCCUGCCAUCGGCGACUCGCUCCCGCUUCUCCACGACAUCUCCGUCGACAAGGGCGAGCGCGCCACCCUUCUCGCUGGAGCCAGCCACCAACGUCGCCAUCCCAGUUGAGUACCUACCCUGUAUUGACGCGCAGAUUGUCGCCCCCGUGGCAGGGAAAAGGGUCGCCGCUGAUCUAGACUAAUCAAGUCAGGCGGACGUCUCCUGCCUCCCCACUGCACUAAUCAAGUCAUAGCAGGUUAGCAGCCCCAAAAAUUCCCAGAGACAUCGAUAUUCUCUUAGUUGAAGGUGCAGGGGGUAUAAAGCCGACGAGAAGAAUACCAAAAAGGGCAGAAGAUCUCAGGUUUCGCGAAGCAAUACUGAAGGCCGAUUUCUAGCUUCUUUUUGCAAUAUGCUUUAUUGGGAUUGGAUCUGGAAUCAUUGUUGUUAAUAAUCUAGCACAAAUAUGAAUUGUUGGAGUUGUUGCCGAUAGAACCACUGAGGCACUGACUCUCUAUCUACAGUUUCUGCAAUUUUUUGGGUGGCUAGGAGGGGGUGUUGCUUCUUAGUAUCUUGUCAGCGACCCGGCAGGAAAAGAAAAAUAAAUGAAAUGAAAUGCAGGUCCGUCCUGGUUUUCCAGUUCAUAUCCUCGUCUCUCUCUGGCCGUCUCCUCACCUCACGGAUCAACAGGCGGACAUAGCAGCCGUCCUCGUUCUGCCUCAGGUUGAUUCCUUGUUACAUCUCCCAUCUGCAUGCAGUUCCGCAAUGUCAUAGGAUGCCUACAUCAACACCAAGCAAGCAAGCAGCUAGCUAGCGUGGUUAGUUAUAUCUUCAAAUCAGUCUACAGGGAUGGAUCUAGUGACAGGUCCGCUAGCCAUUCUCCCGUCCAAGCUGCAGGAGCUACUCCAAAUCCAAGAUGAGUAUAGGCUCCAGAAGGAAGUGAGGGGCAGAGUGGAGAUGAUCUGCCGGGAGCUGCAAAGUAUGCACGCUGCCCUCCGUAAGGUGGCUGAUGUGCCGCGGGAUCAGAUCGACCUCCAGACCAAGGUGUGGAGACGCGAUGUCAGAGAGGCAUCCUAUGACAUUGAGGAUGCCAUCGACACCUUUCUCAUGCGCAUCAGAGACCGCGCGCCAAGUGACCCAAACAGGUUUCGACUUGCCAUGAAGAAGAUGACCAAGCUGUCAAGAAAGGUUAAGGCUAUCCAUGAAAUUGGUGCUGCCAUCGGAGACAUCGUGAGGAAAAUCCAGGAGUUGGUGGACCGGCGUGUCAGGUACAAACUUGAUGUUGCUGCAGACAGGUCAAUCAGCAUGGUUAGUGUUGAUCCUCGCCUUGCAGCUUUGUACAAAGAAGCGACACAACUCAUUGGCAUCGACCAAUCAAUGUCUGAAAUAAUAUCCAUGCUGCUCUCGGAUGAGUCGGGCCAGCAACACAUUAAGAAGAUUUCUAUUGUCGGAGCUGGAGGACUAGGCAAGACCACCCUUGCUAAAGAAACAUAUGAAAGGCUUAGAAGUGAAUACGAGUUUGCAACUUUUGUUUCAGUUGGCCAAAAUCCUGACUUGGUGAGAGUUUUCAAGAACAUCCUCGUUAAGCUUGACAUAUACCAGCAAGUGGACACUAUCAACAGAACAGAUACGCGAGCGCUCAUCGAUGAAAUCAGACAGCGCCUUAGCUAUGUGAGGUGCAGGUAUCUCAUUGUUAUCGAUGAUGUAUGGGAUCUGGAGUCUUGGCAUACACUAGAAUUGGCAUUUGUUGAAAAUAACAAUGGGAGUGGAAUAAUCAUAACUACUCGUAAUUUUGCUGUUGCCACAAUAGCUGGUCGUGUUUACAAGUUAAGGCCACUUUCGUACCAUCACUCCAAAGAAUUAUUCUACAGAUCGUUAUUUGGUGAAGGAGUAUGCCUUGAUGAUCAAAUAAUCAAUAAGGCAUCAGAUAAAUUUCUAAAGAAAUGUGAUGGUAUACCGUUAGCUCUCAUCACAAUGGCUAGUUUGUUCAUGGGAAAACCAACACAAAUGUGGUCUGAGCUAGCCAAUAAUGCUUUUGGACAUAAAGGUCGUAACAGUCAUUUAGAAGAAACGACUAUGAGGAUAUUAUCACUUAGCUACUCUGAUUUGCCAUUGAAUUUGAGGACUUGCUUUGUAUAUUUGAGUAGAUAUCCAGAUGAUUAUGUUAUUAAUAAAAGUUCUUUGAUAUGGAAAUGGAUAGCUGAAGGUUUUAUCCAAGAGGAGCAAGGAAAACAGUUAUUUGAGCUCGGGGAAGAAUUCUUCAACGAGCUCGUAAGUAGAAGCAUUAUACAAGUGGUCCAAUCAAAAUUUGAUAACACAGUGCAAGGCUUUCGUAUUCAUAGUAUGGUUCUUGGUCUUAUUCGCCUGUUGUCAUCCGAAGAAAACUUUGUUUCUGUAUUGGACGAAGAAGGGCAAAUAUCUAUAUCAGGCAAACUUCGUCGGUUAGCCAUCCAUAACAGAAAAGAAGAGCACAACCUUGGAGACAAUAUGGACCUCCUCCCAUGGUUGAGGUCGUUUACUGCAAUUGAAUGUCCUAUAUACAUGAUACCUCCGGUUUUCAUCUUCAAAUUGUUACGUGUUCUGGAUUUAGAGAGUUGUGGGUCUAUGGAAGGUUAUGAUCUCAAGCAGCUUGGAAAUUUACAUAAUCUCAGGUUUAUCGGUCUAUGUAAUACAUAUGUCCGGACGCUCCCACAGGAAUUAGGGCAUCUAAAGUUUCUGCAGACGCUUGAAUUGAAAGGAAGUGGCGUUGAAGAACUACCUUCGAGUAUGGGUGAGCUUGCAGGGUUAAUGUGCCUCAACGCUGACUGGACAACAAGAGUGCCCAAGUGGAUUGGGAUGCUUACUUCCCUGCAACAGUUGGUGAUGUACCCUUGUGGUGGCUACUCGGCAAGGUGGUUUGUCAAGGGGCUGGGACACCUGAGGGAACUAAGGAUGCUCCGUUUGUUGAUAAAAGCAGAUGACGAGAAGCAGCUUGCACAAUUGCUGGAGUCUGUUUUAAAACUGCCCAAGAUCGAGGCUUUACAUCUUGAUUACUAUGGCGGCGUACAGUUAAACAGGCUUGUUAAGUUGGAACCUAGUGAUUUUGCCUGCAGUGGACGUCUUCGUUCCUUAGAAUUGCAGUUGUUGGAAUUCUCAAGGCUGCCUGUGUGGCUUAAUGCUUACUAUCUUCCACAGAUCCGUGACUUGUCGCUGUUGAUGUUUGAUGUGGAUAAACAGGAUCUGAAAAACCUUGGGGACUUCAAGGAGCUCCGUCAUCUCCAUCUGCUAAUUGUUAACACUGAACGCAGAGAUGCUAUUACUUGUGCCAGUGGUGGAUUCCGGAAUUUGAGAUUCUUCAGUAUCACUAAACCAUUCAAGUUUCAACAGGGAGAUCUGCCUAGGCUUGAAAUCCUUGAUUUUCAUUUCAAUGUGCCACUCCAAAGUGGUGCCAAUAGUGGCCUGGAUUUUGACUUCGGUUUGGAAAAUAUCCCUUCGCUUCAGCAAGUCAUUGUUCAAAUCAACUGUCUAGAUGCCUUUCCUCUUCCAGAGGAGGUGGAGACAGCCCUAAGGCACGCAAUCGGCGUCCAUCCCAACCGUCCCAUCGUUGACAUCAGUUUGCCUCGACGAAAAUUAGACAAGGCAGACAACGACGGGGCCGAAGGGCGUAGUAAGUUGGCUCAUUAUUCAAAAUCAUUAUCAUCGGCACAUGAUAAGCCAAUGGAUGAGCUAAUAAAGAGGUUAUAUGUGGUGGACAAUGAGGCCUACGAUAAAAAGAUGAAGAUUGUGCCUAUUGUUAGAUCUGAAGGGCUGGGGAAAACUACUCUUGCCCAAAAAGUAUUUGACAAGCUUAGUCCACAUUUUGACUGUGCAGCAUUUGUUCUGGUAGGCCAAAAUCCGGACAUGAGGAAAGUUUUCACUGACAUUCUCAUAGGUCUAGACAACCAAAAGUACCAAGAUUUCCCUAUGACUAUAUUGGAUAUAAUUGAGCUGAUUGGGUUAGUCCGUAAAUCGCUCAUAAACAAAAGGUUCUUUGUUGUAGUUGACGAUGUAUGGGAUUUGAAAGCAUGGGACAUAAUAAAGUCUGCAUUGAUCGAAAACACUAAUGGCAGUGCAGUUCUAACAACGACAAGUCGUCAGAUCUGGGAACAUGAGAACUGGAGGCCAUCUGGGGAUGACAAGUCGGAUUCUGACGCAGAGCAGUUAGAGCCUCAUUUGGACGUCACAACCCCCGCGGAUGUCCUCCCAGCGUCUUCCCCGAGCAAGAGCAAGGUGGUGGCCCAUGUGGAACUCCGCCACGACGACCCAGAUUCCUCUGCAUUUGGAAUCCCGCAAGUAGCAGGGGAUACUCAACCUGAGCUCCGCCUUUUCCCCGAGGCGGAUGCGGAUCUUAAAGGGUUCUUCUACGAAAACCUAUUUGGAUCGGAAGACAAGUGCCCUGAUGAUCUGAAAGAUAUAUGUAAAGAUCUCAUACAAAUAUCUGCUGGUGUCCUAUCAGAUGCCUAUGAGACCGUGGAAGAGCUCAGAGGUAUUACCUACGACACUGGAAAGCUGGCAGCCUGUGUAUCAGAGAAGAAAAUUCGAGCUCUCUUAUCCCAAACUACCUGGCCAUCUAAAGGAUUGCUUAAGAUAUUUUAGUAUGUUUCCAAAAGGUUACGAGAUCAGUGCAGAACGCUUAGUUUGGGCGUGGAUAGCUCAAGGUUUCGUAAAGGAGACUCAGGGACAGAAUGAUUUGGAGAAAGUCGGAAAGAAGUACCUUAUUGACCUUAUAAGCAGAAAGAUGAUCGAAGCAGUGGAGGUUCAUGCUGAUGGUAUGGCCCUCUCAUGCCGUGCGUACGAUUUGUUGCAUGGCUUGAUCGUUUCAUUGUCAACAGAAGAAAAAUUCGUUGAAAUUCUAAAUGACUCGCAGUCGCAGGAGAGAGCUUCGAAUCCGAAUACAGAAGUUCACCGGCUGUCCAUCCAAAUCCAGAGAAAUAAUAUGCUACACCCCCUGCCAAAAGCUUGGAUGAAACAAGUGCAGUCACUUGUUGUCUCGUCUGAUACCGUGCCAGACCUCUCAGAUUUUCAGGGUCUUCAUGCCAUGGACUUAGGAGGCUGCGAUUCAUUGCAGGUUGAUCAUCUCAAGGGUAUAAGUAAAACAACAUCUUUGAUAUAUCUGGCCAUAGGAGGAAAAUAUAUCGCUGACGUCCCGAAAGAAGUUUCUUGGCUCAAAAAGCUGCGGACAUUGGAUUUAACUGCAAGUGGUCUGAGUGAAUUGCCACGAUGUAUUUUAACGCUAACUAAUUUGGAGCGGCUAUUUGUUAAUAGCCAUAUGAAGAUUCCUGGUAAGAUCUCAAAAAUGUCAGGUUUACAAGAACUGGGCGACAUCAAUAUUGUUAAGCCAGAGUUACUUAAAAGGCUCCGUAAAUUAAGUAAGUUAAGGGUUCUCAGAAUUGCCAUGUGGUCUUGGGAUGAGGGUUCUAAGAGCUCUGUUAAACUAUGGUGGGAGACCCUGCACUCAUUAAUCGGGUCCUGCAAAAAAAUUGAGAGUCUCUGCAUACUGACCUUCUGCUCCCUUGAUUUCAUGGAUGGUUCCGGUGAUGAUAAUAAAUGGCCGCCUCAAACUCUCAAAAACCUCGAGAUAAGUCACAGCGCAUUUCUGGAUAAGCUCCCAAGUUGGUUUGACUCACUUUCCACCAUCUCCUCGUUGACAAUCGAGGUCAACAAGUUAUCAAAGAACAUCACUGACACUCUGGCAAAGCUGUCUGCUCUAAGAUCCCUUUCCCUGACAUCCAUAGAAAAGCCAGAACCAGAAGUACGCUUUGUCAUCGGCUCUGCUGGUAGAUUCGAGAAUCUAGAAAGCUUAAAGUUUGUGUGUAAUGAAAUGGUAAAUUUGCUUGAAAGACCGGAAUCGAAUGCUACCCAACAGUUAACAGGGCUUACUAUCGUGUUUCAUGCUUCACGAACAGAACGCAGCCGAAACAAAGAUUUCAGGUUUGGUUUGGACAAACUGCUGUCCCUACAGCACGUUCGUGUUGAAAUAAACUGUUCCAAUGCGACGCAGCGGACGGUGAAAAAUGCAGAAGCUGCAAUUGGGGAAGAAAUAUCAAAAAUACGCAGGGAUGACGGGAGUCAGCCAAUCCUGGAAAUACGAAGACUCCAGGAAGAAAGUAUGAUAGCAGGGAAGGACCAAACCCAGGAUGCUAAUAAGACACCGUCUUCUUCGUCUACUAUGGAAACUACAUUGCGAGCCCAACCUAUUGGGGAAUCAUUAAUGCCUAGUGUUGAGACUGUUUCUUCCAAGGUCUUCGUCUCUCAGAACAGCUCCAACGACACAUUUUUUAAUAAUGUAGGUAUCCUCACAAGCUCCACGAAAAUAAAGACAUUGAAAGAGAGAGCGCUUCAGGAACUUACUGCUGAAAAGCAAGGCUCAACUGCUCUCCACCAAGAAGUAGAUGAACUCAACAAGAAGUUGGCAAAAACUCAAAGGGAGUUUGAGGAGUUUAAGAAGCAACAGGAAGAGAACAAUCUGCUUCUCAAGCAUAUCUUGCACUCCAACAACGCUGGUAAUGAUGGAGGGGCCAUUGUGGACGUAUAACUUAUCUCAACCAAAUGAAAAUAUGCGAGAAUCAGCACACAUUCAAAAUCGGUCUGGGCCAUGAAGAAUUACAGGGGAAGUCACCUGAAGAAGCUCAGAAGCAUAUAGAGAAAAUGAAGAAGAAUUUUGAAGCUCAAUACGCUAUCUACCUAGGACACGCAAUGCUUCAGUUUCAACAUAGGGAAUCCCUAGUGGCCCCUUACAACUUCGAAUAAGUGUGAGUUUGCAUACAUAAAAUUAAUAAUUUCAAUAGACAUGCACCACAAAUUUGAUUCGUGUAGGGACCAUCGGAUCUACUUCAUCAUUCAUCCCAAAGAUGGAACGGUGUUGUUCCUAGAUUCCAUAGUUCACAAGCCUUCAAGAUAUGCAAAAUUCAUGACCAUCUUAGCGGUAAGCCUAGAUAUACAUGCAUACUUUUAUCGAUGAGAUUUUGAAAAUAACAUGGUGAUUCUAUUCGAGAUUAUAGGGCAUAUAGGUUUUAUAAGAUUAAAGGUGGAAUGUGCAAGUCUUUGAAAAAAGGACAACCAUUGGAAAUAUUUUAUAAAUGGCUGGUUAAUAUGUAAAUUUAUGAAUACAUAUCAUACAUGUAUAAUACAUAGGACAAUAUUACAACUAAAUAACCAAUUUCCCGUUAUUUAGUGCCACAAGCAAUCAACCGGAUCAGUCCUCUUUGAUUCUAUAUGUGCGAGUUUAAGCGAGAGAAUCGACGAUACAUCAAGAACCCUUCUAAGUAAUAUAAGUAAUAGUCAUGUAUGUAGUUUUGUCAUUAGAGUUGCAAAUGUAUUAUCAAGUGUAAAUGUAUGCUGUUUAUAAACUUCCUUUCUAGAAA